Poecilia latipinna (sailfin molly) is the source of this 1068-nucleotide messenger RNA. RefSeq lists its product as uncharacterized. Bases 309 to 1052 code for a protein of 247 amino acids. Lineage: Eukaryota; Metazoa; Chordata; Actinopteri; Cyprinodontiformes; Poeciliidae. The record is from RefSeq and is a predicted model, not a curated record. The transcript has 2 exons.
CUCCCUCUGAUCUUAAUGAGCGCCGCCUCCUGCCCACUUCCGCGCCGCCCCCCCCUCCAUACGUCACCGCGCCGUCCCCUGCACUUGUCACUGCCGCCUCCUGCUUAAAAUAGGGUAAUGCACGCAGUAUUAAUCAUACAUCAGUAAAACAUACACACUGGCAUACUGGGGUAUCAUCUGCUGUAUGUAACCCAGUGGGUAUCAGCAGGUGUCACACUGGAUUAAAUACAGCAAGUGGUACUGUAUCACACUGGGUUAGAUGCAUACAAAAACACGCUGUUUGGGAUACUGUAUGGGGCUGUAACCCUAUGGGAGACUGUGAUACGGAACCACAAGCAGUGCUUAUACCGUAUGCUAUAUUUUUGCCCCUAGACAUGAGCGCUUCCGGUUCCAGUGGUAAAAGGAAGAGUUACACCGUGGAGUAUAAAAAAGCGAUUGUCGAAGAAUCUUGGGGCAAAAAUGUAGUGCAGUUCUGCAAGGAGAAAAUGUUGGAUCACCGACUGGUCCAAAAAUGGCGUGCAGAAUACACUAACCUGAGUGAAAAAGUGGAGAGCGGAAUGGCUAAAAAGCGCAAGAUUGGAUGUGGUCGGCAACCAAUGUAUACAGAGCUGGAAAGCCUGGUCUCUGAGUGGGUUGCAGACAGGAGAGCAAAGACAUUGGUGGUGACCAGGGCUGAGAUUCAGGAAUAUGCCCUUGCAGUGUUGCCACAGUUUGACAUUUCCCCUGAACAAUUCAAGGCAUCACAGCACUGGGUGGAUAACUUUCUUGAACGCAAUGACCUGUCUUUGAGAAGAUCCACAACCCUCUUUAGGUUGGAAGAUGCUGAGAUUGUUAAACGGACAUUAGCCUACAAGAAGUUUGUGGAUGAUAUUGACUUCUCUAAGUACAGUCUUUGCAACAUGAUCGCCAUGGAUGAAACUGCCGUGUUCAUGGGCCAAGCAGCUCAAACCACCAUUGAUCAACGAGGUGCCUCCUCAGUGUACGUUCCCUCCACCGCUUAUGAAAGUGCACGUGUCACCUGCAUUUUGACGAUUCGUCUGGAUGGCACUUAAGCAACACCGCUACUCA